AUGCUGCCCAUGCUGUGGUUGCUUCUCAGCCUUGCUGUCCCAGUGCUGGGGUUCUACACUCCUGUCAGCUGUCCUCAGGGCCACAAAUGUCAGCUGGCCCUCCUAUCUGGUAAUGAUGUCCUCCUGGAGUGCCCCGUCCAUGGGGCACAGUGGAAGUACUACUUCUCAGUAAUCAAAAAAAGCCAGGCCUUCAACCCUUCCAAGGCGCCCAACAUAGAAGUAACGUUGAGGGGCCACCUUUCCAUUACCAGGCCCCUGCCUUCCCAGACAGGUAACUACUACUGCUGGGAGAAAAACAGCACCCAAGUGACCCAGUACGAGAUUGACUUCCAAGACGUCAACUCCCUGCACAUUACACACAUGGGACUGGAUCAGAUGCCACUGCAGAAUGAAAGCCUUCGUGCGGGCGGCCAAGAAAUCAUGUUCACCCUCUGGGAGCCCUGGCAGGACUGUAACCGCUGUGGAGCUCCUGGCGAACGCAAGCGCCUGGGCUACUGCUAUGUUAUUGAACCGUUGGAGGACCCCAUUCCCUGCGGACUCUACCUGGGGGAGUCUCUGGCUUGGCUACCCCGCCAGAAGCCUGAGGUGCAGUUUGAAGCCUGCUUCGUGGAAUGUAAUGACAUGUCGUUUGCCCUAGUGAGCUUUGUCAUCUUUGACAGCUUCAGCUUCAAUGAGGAGCAGGAGUCUUUGUGGCUCUCCUGCCCCUUAGCAUCCAUCUACAGGCCCGUCAGCUGGGAGGCUGACAACAUCUCCUUGACCUGGCAAAACCAGCUCUCGGGCAAGCACUUCAACAGCACCCUGGACAUCUCCACGGGAGGCAAGCAGCUGCAGAUCUUCCAGCCAGCCACUUACAGGUGCUUCGUGGAGCAGGAGUUCGUGGCCCAGUUCAACCCCAUGGAAUCCCUGGAGUUGAUGGAACCUUUGAUGAGAGAGAACAAGUCCGAGGCACCAGCCAGGAAGUUGCACUCUGUUCCCCUGAUGUUGAAGCUGCUCCUGCUCAUCGGCACAGCCUUGAGUUUGGGGCUGCUCCUGUUCAACACCCUCUGCCCUCUCUCAGGCAAAAGCCGAAGUUUAUUGCUGGUGAAAUAAAAGAAGCCCUCAGGGCACCAGGU
This is a messenger RNA of Octodon degus (degu), 1112 nucleotides long. Its product is annotated as protein FAM187B-like. Bases 1 to 1089 code for a protein of 362 amino acids. The transcript has 2 exons. The record is from RefSeq and is a predicted model, not a curated record. Lineage: Eukaryota; Metazoa; Chordata; Mammalia; Rodentia; Octodontidae.